Cucurbita pepo subsp. pepo (vegetable marrow) is the source of this 1106-nucleotide messenger RNA. Its product is annotated as chloroplast thylakoid lumen protein. NCBI's taxonomy places the organism in Eukaryota, Viridiplantae, Streptophyta, Magnoliopsida, Cucurbitales, Cucurbitaceae. Gene Ontology annotation, biological process: photosystem II repair. The record is from RefSeq and is a predicted model, not a curated record.
CUUAUCCCCAAAAAUUCCAAGCACCCAAUGCCUCUGAUUUUGCCCAGGAAAAAAGUCCCAAGAGAAUAACGCAAAAGAGGAGAAACAAACACACACAGAGAUGGCAACAUCCUUCCUAUCAACAGCGAACACGUUCCAUUCUUCCACACCUUCUUCUUCUUCUUCCUCCUCUUCUUCACCUCCAUUGUUGAGAUCAAGAUUUUCUUGCCUUAAUUGCCGUAAUAACGCUAGAAGACUGGUAAUCUGCAAGGGAAAUAACGACCCACCAUCGCAAAUCCCAACUUUAACCAAGAGAAGCCUCUCAAUCUGCUUCAUUUCCGGUUUCAUUUUCCCUCUGGUGGGUCAAGGAUUCUCCGAUGCAAAUGCUGCGAUUCUUGAAGCCGAUGAUGAUGAAGAGCUUCUGGAAAAGGUGAAGAAGGAUAGAAAGAAGAGGCUGGAAAGACAAGGGGUUAUCAGCUCCGCCAAUAAAGAAAAAGGAUACCUCCAGGAAGUUGUGUACAAGCUGAGCAAAGUUGGUCAAGCCAUUGAUAACAAUGACUUCUCAACAGCAAGUUCAGUUCUUGGGGGUAGUAAUGAUGCAGAUUGGGUUCGGAAUGCCAACUUAGCCUUCAACAAGCUGAGCUCAAGUCCUGAAGAGAAAUCUGAAGUGGACGCAUUCAACUCCUCUCUAGCUUCAUUAAUCUCAUCAGUGACUCAGAAUGAUGUCCAAUCCUCUAAAACUGCCUUUGUAGCGUCGGCCAGUGCACUUGAGAAAUGGACCGCCUUGGCUGGGCUUGUUGGACAGCUGAAGGGGCUUUGAGUGGAAAACAACCAUCUCUACUGAUCUCAUCACUUGAGAAAUGGACCGCCUUGGCUGGGCUUCUUGGACAGCUGAAGGGGCUUUGAGUGGAAAACAACCAUCUCUACUGAUCUCAUUUCUACUGUAUUUUUAGUCUCCUCACCUCCUAAAUCAUUGCAGUUUAAGGUCAAGAAGCUGAUUUUUCUUGUCAUCUUCUUACUGAGUUUCUGGUGUCAAUGUUACUGAACUUCGAAUGGAUAGAUUCCAUUGUUUAGUAUGAAUGUUAUUGUUGGUUUAUCCAAGAAAACCUACACAUCUGUUUAUGAAC